GUAUAAAAAUCGUUAACAAUUUCGAAGUAAGCAUAUUCAUUUAUACGUUCGAUCCUUCGAUCAAGUUAAAUUAAAGUCCAGCUCAAUUUUUUUAAAAAGAAAACAAAAAUGAUGAAACUUUUCGGACUCUUUAUGCUGAUUGCUGCCAUUUUAAUAAUGGCACCAACAUCUUUGGCCCAGUGUAUUGCCAACAGGAACGGAUGUCAACCUGAUGGAAGUCAAGGAAAUUGUUGCUCUGGUUAUUGCCACAAGGAACCAGGAUGGGUUGCUGGAUAUUGCCGUUAAAGUGUUCAUAAAAACAUAAAAAUAUCUCAUUUUACGAAUUUUUAAGAAGUUUUUUUACAAAAAUGUUUAUUUUUAUUAGGUAUGCAUUUUGAUUAUACUUUAUACUUUCAAAAGUAAGGAAUUGUAAAAAUUUAUCAGUCUAAGGAAAAAUAUUAAAUUUGAAAUAAAUAUAUUUGGUGGUAAUUUCAA
Molecule: messenger RNA, 474 nt
Organism: Leptopilina heterotoma
Lineage: Eukaryota; Metazoa; Arthropoda; Insecta; Hymenoptera; Figitidae
Product: antimicrobial peptide Alo-2
Exons: 2
Coding region: 109-285 (58 amino acids)
Source: RefSeq, a predicted model, not a curated record